UCUUAUUUAGUUCUUUACUAUUCUUGUAAAAGAUCUCUAUCCUAACUCUCCAAUGGACCGCAAAGUCCCUCCUCCACCACAACAUCAGGUUUUCAUCAAUUUCCGUGGGGAUGAGCUGCGAAAAAACUUCAUCAGCCAUCUCGUGGAGGCCCUUCAAAGAAGUGAGAUCAACUUCUUCACAGACAAGCAGGAGAAAAAGGGGGAAGAUUUAAGCAAUCUUUUCAAUAGGAUCGAGGAGGCAAAGAUAGCACUAGCCGUUUUCUCGAAAAGGUACACGGAAUCAAGAUGGUGCUUGGAUGAGCUUGUGAAGAUAAAAGAACGUGCAGAUCUAGGCAAGCUCAAGGUGGUUCCCAUCUUCUACAAUGUGACUACAGACAAUGUGAAAUACCUUACUGAAGAAUUUGGCUCCAAUCUUGGGCGCCAUCAAUCUCCGCAUGAGCAAAACAAGAUCGGUAAAUGGAAAGAGGCGUUAGCAUGUAUCUCCUGUAAGCUUGGGUUUCCGUUCAUAGAUAAUAACGGUUUUAGCAGCAGCACAGAGAGUGAGUUCAUCGACAGUAUCGUCAAGAACAUAUUGGAAAUGCUACAAGACAUUCCCUCGGCGCAAACCCCAAAUUCUUCUACAAGCAAGCCUGUCCAAAGAGGAGAAGUUUCUUCAAAGACAACAAAGAGUUCUAAGAAAGCCUUGAAGGUUACAAAGGGAAACCCAGAGAGUCCACCUAAUUCGCUCGUAGGCUUUGACGGUUUUCCAGUUAGAUAUGGCAACCACGAUUCAACAUCCAUGACUAAAAACUCAAAACCCCUGAACCCUUCUAAGAAAGACCUCUCAUGCUCGGAACUUCGACUUAGUCAUGGCUCAGAUUUCACCGAGACGAGACCUACAUAUAACGGCUUUCCAAUUAGAUAUGGCAACCAUGAAUCUGUGGGAAGGGGAGAUCCUUCGUCUAUGACUAAAAAUUCUAAGAAACCCAUCAAGCCUUAGAAGAAAGACCUGGAGUUUUCAGACGGAUGGAUAUCUUAAGGUGAGAGGAUAUAGAAUCGGAUUUUCAGCUUUAAAAAUAGUCACUUCUCUUCAGAAUUUAUGGUUUAAUUUGGUGCAUGUUUAAGACUUCCAGUUAUUAAUAAUCAACGUUGGUCUGAUUACUCCGACCAUAUAAUAUUUAUAAAUCGCCAAAUGAUUUGAGUUUUUAAGAGAUAAAUAAAAUUUUGCUCAGCAAAUGUGACUCAAAACCAGGAUUGAGAGUAUUUUGGAGAUUAUACAUAGGGAUAUUAGGAUUUGUUUUUUAAAUUCAUCUACGGAAUUUAUGAAAUUAACGAAAAGCCUGCAUUUAUUCAGAUUUAAGCUUUUCUAAAUCUUAUUUAUUUUUCAAAAUUUAAGUUAUUUCUAUUCUUUAAAUCUAAACAAAAAUUUUAAACUUUUUGAUUUUUUUUUUAAAUUUGAGAGAUUUUUAAUUUCUGUUUGAAACUUAUUAAUAUUUUUGGUAAAAUGAGUACAGUUUGAGUAUUUAAAUGAGCAUAGCUUUAAAAGCAAGUGUAUUAAAAUGUCAAAGAAAAAUUAUUUUGGAUAUUAAACCGGGCAACGAAAAAGUGUGGGUAUUAAAAAAUUUAACGAAAUUUAGUUGGAGUAUUUUGUGGAACUUUUACUAAGAAAUAUGUGUAAUUCGAUUUAACCAUAGAAAUGAGAAGUAAUGAGAUAUAAUAAUUUCAACACUAAGGGGUGUUAUACUGGAUUAAGUUUUGAAUGUAAUUAAAAAUACAAGUAUUUUAAGUAUUUUAAUACAUUUAGUUGAAUUUAUUAAUAUAUGUUUAUUUUAAUGAAUACUAUUUUUUAAUUAAUGUACAAAAAUAAACUAAAAAUUAUUACUAAAUUUUUUUAAUAAAAAAUUAUUAAAAUUAUUGGUCAAUCCAUGUUUUCUGUAGAACAUUUUCUUUAAUUGUAUAGUAUGAAACUUCGAUUUAGAAAUUAGAGUUUAAUUUUAAUUAUUUUUGGUUUAUUUUUGGUAUUUUGUUAAUUUUGGAUAUACUUGAAAAAUUAAAAAAAAAAGGAAUUUGAUGUGAAAACUUGAAUUGAAUGAUAUGUAGUUUUAUUCAGUCUAGAAUUUGAAAUGAAUUGAAUUUUAGUAAAAUAUUGGAGGAUUUUAGGUGAAUUGAGAUUUCACUAUGAUUUUUGUUAGAUAAUUCUAAAUUAUGAAAUGUGAUUUUCUACUUUAGAAACUCCAGCAAUACUCUAAAAUGAUUAAAAAAUCUUAAAAUUAACUGUAUAGAAUAUUUUCCAUAACAAUAGAAUUUAAACUAAUUUAUUGAACAAUAAGGUUAAGAGUAAGAGGGAAAAAAUAUACGAAUAUGCAGCACUAGUAUUUAUAAGAAUUGUUACGAAAUUUUUUGCCUAUUCUUCAUCCGAAACAUAUAUUUGUUUUUGGGGAUAUAAAAGUUUCGGAUCAGAAAACUUUUUGGUAACAAAAAUUUUCAGAUCUCAAUACACCUAAAAUAAUGUUAGCACAUGAUUAUAUAUUGUAACGCUAAAUUUCUGUUAUAUGUUUUGCAAAUAAAAUAAAAUAGAACAACAUAUUAUAUCUUCAUGUGCACUGUUAAUCUUCAUAGAUGGUAACAAUCAAAUGAACAUUAGAAAUUAAUAGGAAAAAGACUGAUAGAAAUAAAAUUAUAUGAAUGAUGAAGAAUGAUCAUUUCUUAUCAAAUUUAGUGAAAACAAAUUUAUUUUAUAUUACUCUACAAUAAAAAAAAAGAAUGAGAAAGAACAGAAAAGAAAAACUAUUUAUUUAUAAAUGGUAAAAAAAAAUUUAAACAUUGCAUUAAGGAUUUAAGAACUAAGGAUUGAAAAUAUACGAUUUUCCUGGAGAGUUGGUGGAAUUCUCAUUGGAAUAUACGGAGGGAAGAAGAAACCGCUAUAUAGAUGAAAAAAAAUAAGAGAAUUUGUAUUCCCUACCCACCAAACCUCUCUUAUUUGCACUCCAUACUCUAUUUCCCUUUAAUUUUUUUCCCCCCAUCAUUACUAUUUUCCCCCCAUUGUAUGGUAUCUCACCUUUUGCAGUAUAUUAAGCUAAUUUACUCAAAAAAUAAAAUAAGUAUGAAAGGAAGUAAGAGACGACAAUGGCGUAGUGGUAGAGGAAAACACAGUGGCAAACGAAAAAAACCGGUAAUGACAGUGGAUAAUGUUACAAGUGAAAAUGAUUCAUGCUGAGAUUUAGGUGGAAUGAAUCGGAGACGGACAUGAGAUAGUCGAAGGUGAAGCUAAGAUGAUAGAAGAGAUGCUACGUUCACACUCGCAUAUAUAAAGCUUUUUUGUCUCUCUAUCUUAUAUAUAUGUAAUUUAUUGUAACAGUUAAGUUAUCUAUCGAGUUAUUAAAUUUGCUAUGGUCGCCCGUGCUGAUUUCUCUAUUCAAUGACAUUGGUAAGAGAAUUUAGGAAAAUCAUAAAUAAUUGGACACUUUUUGUUCUGUGUACGUAGCCAUGGAAGUAGCUUCUUGUUCGAUCCUUCAAAAACUUCAACCUUCAUGGGGUUGAUGGGUAAGUUUCCAUGAAGAUAAGGCUUCAAAAUUUGUGAUCAAUUAAGUUGUACAUUUUGAUUCAGUAAUUUUCAAUUCUGAUGGUUCUGUUUAUGCUGAGUGUUAUGAUGGCCAAGUAAUGAUAUACUGGUCAAGUAAUGGCCAGGCGUUCAAUGUAGGUGCGGCUUAUAUCACCCAUUCUUUAGAUUCAGAGGGUUUUCGGAAUCCAUGAGCUUUUGUGGUCUGUGAUGAUUUCUCUUCUCUGUCUAAUGUUGUUAUUCUUAUUUGUGAACUCGAGCUUUUAAAAAACUUGGGUUUGACUCUGCAAAUUGGCCUGAACCAGUGUAUUCAGACAUGUCGAGCUAUAAAAUCUAAAUUUGUACCAGUCUACGAGUUUUGUUUUCUAGUUUGUUUCGGCUUUAUUACAUACUAAGCUGAUGAACUGGUUUUGCGUCCACUUAACCUUCGAUUGUCCUCAAUAUGAGUAGAAAGAUUAGAUUGAGUUCAUUUUAAUUCUCGAAGUUGUAUUAUUGAAUUUUUGGCUUGAUGAUAUUUAUCUAUUGCUACAUGCUGUAACAUAUUGAUUCUUUGUAAUGCAUCGGUUUGGUUAGUUUUCAGACAUCAACAAGCUUCUAUUCAAACUGAUAUCCAUUUAGAUCUUAAAGCACUGCACUUUUUUCUUGUACAAGGCUAAGGGUUCAAGUCAAUAAGACUACCUAUAUAUAGAGCUCUCCUGUUACACUUCU
Brassica rapa (field mustard) is the source of this 4246-nucleotide messenger RNA. RefSeq names its product probable disease resistance protein At4g19530. Gene Ontology annotation, biological process: signal transduction. Lineage: Eukaryota; Viridiplantae; Streptophyta; Magnoliopsida; Brassicales; Brassicaceae. The record is from RefSeq and is a predicted model, not a curated record.